Molecule: messenger RNA, 3009 nt
Organism: Empidonax traillii (willow flycatcher)
Lineage: Eukaryota; Metazoa; Chordata; Aves; Passeriformes; Tyrannidae
Gene: ADARB1
Product: adenosine deaminase RNA specific B1
Exons: 10
Coding region: 48-2153 (701 amino acids)
Biological process (GO): RNA processing; adenosine to inosine editing
Cellular component (GO): nucleolus; cytoplasm
Molecular function (GO): double-stranded RNA binding; tRNA-specific adenosine deaminase activity; double-stranded RNA adenosine deaminase activity
Source: RefSeq, a predicted model, not a curated record
ACAGAAGCAGUCUCCGCCAGCCAAGGAACCAGCAAAAACAUUUCACCAUGGACGUAGACGAUGAAGAAAACAUGAGUUCGAGCAGCACCGACAUUAAAGAAAACCGCAACGUGGACAACGUUCCCCCCAAAGACAGCGGUGGGACAGGGGCCGGGGAGGGGACACAGCUCUCCAACGGCGGCAGCAGCAGCAGCAGGAAGAGGCCUCUGGAGGAGGGCAACAACGGCCAUUCCAAAUUUCGCCCCAAGAAGAGGAAGAAAACGCCCGGCCCCGUCCUGCCCAAGAACGCCCUGAUGCAACUUAACGAGAUCAAACCCGGCUUACAGUACAAACUGCUCUCCCAGACGGGGCCGGUCCACGCCCCCAUGUUCGUGAUGGCCGUGGAAGUCAACGGGCAGGUGUUCGAGGGCUCUGGCCCCACGAAAAAGAAGGCCAAGCUCCACGCCGCUGAGAAGGCUCUGCGGUCCUUCGUCCAGUUCCCCAACGCCUCGGAGGCCCACCUGGCCAUGGGCAGGACUCUGUCGGUCAACACGGACUUCACGUCCGACCAGGCGGACUUCCCCGACACCCUCUUCAACGGGUUCGAGACGCCGGUCCCUUCCGACGCGUCCUUUUACCUCGGCUCCAACGGGGACGGCUCCUUCAGCUCCGGCGGGGAGUACGGUUUGCCGUCGGCUGCCGUGGCCAGCAGCCUCUCCCAGUCGCCUCUGCCCCCGCCGUCCCCCUACCCCACCGCCAGCGGGAAGAACCCUAACCCUGUCAUGAUCCUCAACGAGCUGCGGCCGGGGCUCAAGUACGAGUUCCUCUCGGAGAGCGGGGAGAGCCACGCCAAAAACUUCGUCAUGGCUGUGGCCGUGGACGGUCAGACUUUCGAGGGCUCGGGGAGGAACAAGAAGCUGGCCAAGGCUCGGGCGGCUCAGUCGGCCCUGGCGUCCCUGUUUAACAUGCAGCUGGACCAGACCCCGUCCCGCCAGCCCAUCCCCAGCGAGGGGCUCCAGCUGCACUUGCCACAGGUUUUAGCUGAUGCUGUUGCACGCUUGGUUGUAGAUAAAUUCAGUGAUUUGACUGAAAAUUUCACAUCUCCGCAUGCACGUCGAAAAGUUCUUGCUGGAAUUGUCAUGACAACAGGUACAGAUGUGAAAGAUGCCCUUGUAAUAAGUGUUUCUACAGGAACAAAAUGUAUCAAUGGUGAAUACAUGAGCGACCGUGGUCUGGCAUUAAACGAUUGCCACGCGGAAAUCAUAGCUCGGCGGUGCCUGCUGAAAUUUCUCUACACACAACUUGAGCUUUACCUGAGCAAUAAAGAAGAUCAGCAAAAAUCCAUUUUUAUCAGAUCAGAGCAAGGCGGGUUUAAGCUGAAGGAGAAUGUGCAGUUCCACCUCUAUAUCAGCACAUCUCCUUGUGGUGAUGCUCGGAUUUUCUCCCCCCACGAAGCAGCACAAGAGGAUCAAGGGGACAGGCAUCCAAACCGCAAAGCCAGAGGACAGCUGCGGACAAAGAUAGAAUCUGGGGAAGGGACCAUCCCCGUGCGCUCCACGACCACCAUCCAGACGUGGGACGGUGUGCUGCAAGGAGAGAGGCUGCUGACCAUGUCCUGCAGUGACAAGAUAGCAAGGUGGAACGUAUUGGGUAUUCAAGGAGCCUUACUUAGCCUCUUUGUGGAGCCAAUUUACUUCUCUAGCAUCAUCUUGGGGAGUUUAUAUCAUGGGGAUCAUCUAUCCAGAGCCGUUUACCAGAGGAUAGCAGAGAUAGAAGAUCUACCACCUCUUUAUACACUCAACAGACCUUUACUUAGUGGUAUCAGCAACGCAGAGGCCCGUCAGCCAGGCAAAGCCCCAAACUUCAGUGUGAACUGGACAGUAGGAGACACCGGCCUGGAGGUCAUUAACGCCACGACCGGCAAGGACGAGAUGGGCCGCGCGUCCCGCCUGUGCAAGCACGCGUUCUACAGCCGCUGGAUGCGCAUCCACGCCAAGCUUUCCUCCAGCUUACGCUCCAAGAUCCUCAAGCCCAACCUGUACCACGAUACCAAGCAAGGAGCCACCGAGUAUCAAACUGCCAAAGAGUGUUUGUUUAAAGCAUUCCUGAAGGCAGGACUUGGAGCCUGGGUGGAGAAGCCCAUAGAACAGGAUCAGUUUUCUCUCACGGUCUAAUUCACAAACUGCACAUCACUUUGGAAAGGGAGUUGCUCUGGAAAUUCCUGGUGUCCAGCAUUGCUUUCUGGCAUCUCCACAGCCAUUAAAACAUCUUCGUUGCUGUUUGGAGUUGGGUUUCUUUGGGGUUUUUUUGGAACUUCACAGUAACUGUUUCUGUUUCGCCUGAGUGUUGAAACUCAAUGAUGAUCUGACACAUAAUUGUAUAUUUUGUUAUAGGAAAGUAAUUUCUGGUGUAUUUCUAGAAAUACUUUUGCUGUAGAAAACUUGCAGUAAGGCUCUCCUUACUGUAUACAAUGACUCAUUUUUUCUGGGUUAAAAUAAUUUCUUUUUUUAAUUCAAUGUCAUCAAGUGCAUGAAGAAAUUAGAAGUUUCUCUAGGUUUUACACCACACUUUUAGGAAGUAGCUUAAUUUUUUAAAAAUAGGUGACAAAGCUGAUUCUACUGCUCUGUUAACUUGUUUUUGAACUGCAGAUAUUUUUAGCACAUAGACCACAGAGCCAGAAUGGAGUCUGGACAGCUAGUUUUUUCCCAAUUCCUUGCUCUUUAAAACCAGCUGCUGAAAAUUUCAUGUCUUUGAUGUAUGUAUUUAUUAGUCUGUGACCCAGUUUUUAACAUGCAGCUUUUUAUUCUGUUUUUAAAAAUACAUUUACCUCCCAUUUACACCCAUUGUGAAGUCUUCUUUUUUUUUUUUUUUUUUUUUUACCAUUGUAAACUGGAAACAGCAAAAACAAUUAUUUGUAAGUUAAGAAGUUUAGUCUGUAACGUGCAGAGGCCUGUUUAGAAGUAGGUGACUUGUAUAUCCCAGGAACUCGUCAGAACACAACCUUAAACUGUAACAGUGAUGUGACAGCUU